AUGGCAUCCCCGGGGAAGAAGGCGGUGGUGCUGCACAUCGGCGACCCGGUCAAAUACAACCCAGACACGUACGCGGCCCUGUCGUCGGCCUACGACGUGAUCCGGCCCAGCGCCGCCGAGCGCGAGCGCCCCGAGUUCAUGCGCGCGCUGCGGGAGCGCAGGUGGGGCGACUUCGCCGCCAUCUUCCGGCCCUUCUGGUCCACGGGCGGCGAGAUGGGCCGGUGGGACGCCGAGCUCAUCGCCCUGCUGCCCGCGAGCUGCCGCGUGUUUGCCAGCGCCGGCGCCGGCUUCGACUGGGCCGACACCAGGCUGCUCGGCGAGAGGGCCGCAGAGGCCGUGGCCGACUUCGCCGUGGCGCUGGUCAUCAGCACCUUCCGGCACCUCCCCUGGGGCAUCGCGGCGGCCACCGUCCCGCAUCUCCUCGGGGGCAGCGCCGCCGCCGAGGCCGCCGAGGCCGCCUUCCGCUUCUCGCACACCCACGAGGUCUACCACAGCCACAACCUGCGCGGCCACGCCCUGGGGCUGGUCGGCCUGGGCAGGAUCGGGUCGCUGGUCGCCGCCAAGCUGGGCAACCCGAGCAUGGGCAUGGUCCUGCACUACCACGACAUCGUGCGCCGCCCGGCCGCCGACGAGGCCCGGCUGGGGCUGACCUACCACCCGACCCUGGCCUCGCUGCUCGCCGCGAGCGACUGCGCCGUCCUGUGCACCCCCGCCAGCGCCGACGGGACGCCCCUCAUCAGCCGGGAGGCGCUGGCCGCCCUGAAGCCCGGGGCCCGCUUCGUCAACGUCGCCCGGGGCUCGCUCGUCGACGAGGACGCGCUGGCGGACGCCCUCGAGAGCGGGCGCGUCGGCGCCGCGGCGCUGGACGUCUUUGCCGACGAGCCGCGCAUCUCGCCGCGGCUCCUGGCGUUCGCCGGGCCCCAGCAGGUCGCCGCCGCGGGGGCUCAGGGCGGCAGGGUCGGGCCCGACGGCGGGGCCGUCAACCCGGGCCGGGUGCUGCUGACGUGCCACAACGCCGGCGGCACCGUGGAGACGCACGUCGGGUUCGAGGAGCUGGCCAUGCGGAACAUCAUGGCUGUGCUCGGGGGGCGGGGGGCCAUCACGCCGGUGAACAUGCACUUCUUGAACAGGAAGGAUAGCAAGUUGUAA
Diaporthe batatas is the source of this 1149-nucleotide messenger RNA. RefSeq lists its product as uncharacterized. The record is from RefSeq and is a predicted model, not a curated record. Bases 1 to 1149 code for a protein of 382 amino acids. Gene Ontology annotation, molecular function: hydroxypyruvate reductase [NAD(P)H] activity; glyoxylate reductase (NADPH) activity; NAD binding. NCBI's taxonomy places the organism in Eukaryota, Fungi, Ascomycota, Sordariomycetes, Diaporthales, Diaporthaceae. The transcript is spliced from 2 exons. Gene Ontology annotation, cellular component: cytosol.